AUGUCAACUCUUCAAGGCAAACGUAGAAUUAGAACAGUUAACAUAAAACUUUUAAACAAAUUAUUCGAAAAAUCUUUAGAAAUUAUUAACAACACUGACGAUGAAAACCAGUUUAGUAACCUUAGUGACUUAAAAGACACUUUAAACGAAAAAUACAAUAAAGUCAUCCAAUUGGAUGAAGAGAUAACCUUACUGAUUGAGGAUGAGGACGAGUUAGAAAAUGAAUUAGAAUCUUCUACAGAAUUUAAUCUAGUAUUCAAAAGUGAAAUUUCUAAAAUUAAUAAAGAGUUGAAGAAAUUCGACAUUAAAACUGACUGCAAUAGUACAUUUAGUAACUUUAAAAACAAGAGAGUAAAAUUACCAGUUUUAAAAUUAGAUAAUUUUGACGGAGAACCUGAAAAGUGGACAUCUUUUAUAGAAAAUUUUGAAUGUGCUAUAGAUAUGAACAAUGAUCUGUCAGGAAUUCAAAAAAAUGACUUAUCUUCCAAACUUGCUAAAAGAAACCCUCGUCAAUUUAAUUACAGUAAGAAAGCUAAAGAAAAUUCAUACUUUGAUAGAAAUAAUCCAACCAAUAUACCACAAUUUAUCAAAUGCCUUUUUUGUGACAGAUCACAUAAAUCACAAUACUGCAAAUUCAUAACAGACAUUCAAAAUAGAAAACGAAUAAUUAGUGAAAAACAUCUGUGUUUUAAAUGUUUAGGAAGUGGUCAUACAUCAAAGAAUUGUACAUCUAAUAUCAAAUGUUUUAAAUGUGGUAAUCAGCAUCAUAUAGCACUUUGUCUAGAAAAACAGAAUAGUGAAUUACAAAAAGGUGAACUAACAGCCAUUUCAAGUAACAAUAAUCAGUCCAUUUUACUCCAAACUGCUUCCACUGAUGUAUUUGACAUAAAUAACAGAUUACAUAAUUGCAGAAUACUUUUUGACAACUGUUCACAGCUUAGCUACAUAUCACCUGAUUUGUGUCGCAAAUUAAAACUUGAAUGUGUAGGAAAAAAGAAUAUUAACAUUAAAACAUUAGGAAAUAAAAGCAGUAGAGAAAAUCUAGAAAAAGUUGAGUUAAAAAUUAAAUGCUUAUUUGGAAAAAUUAUAAAAAUUAACUGUUAUGUAAAAGAUAUUUAUGCACCUCUCAAUGGACAAUAUAUAAAUCUUGCUAAAAAGAAGUAUAGACACUUAAAUAAUUUAAGACUUGCAGAUAGUAACUUUCAAAACGGGAACUUAGGGAUUGAUGUUUUGAUUGGGGCAGAUUAUUACUGGCUCUUUAUUGAAAAUUCUAUUAUUAGGGGAAAUUAUUUUGAUCCAAUUGCCAUUAAAUCUAAGCUAGGUUAUUUAUUAAGUGGUCCUAUUAAUGUUAAUAAUAUGUUUAAGAAUAAAAAUUAUAAUUGUUGUGUAAAUACAGCUCAUGUCAUGUUUGUUGAAUCAAAUUCAUCUCCCAAAUCAUUAAUUAAAGAAUCCAUGACAUCUGUAUGGGGUGUUAGAGAGAUGAAUGAGUGUAACUAUGAGGUCAUUGAUAGAUUUCGUCACACCAUUAAAUAUGAUAAUACCCUCAAACGCUAUAAUGUUAACUUGCCCUUUAAAGAAGAUCAUCCUCCACUUAGUGAUAACUUCGAUUUAUGUAUCAAGCGUUUUAAAGGUCUUCAAAAGAAAUUGAGUAAAGAUGAUUCUUUACUUAAAUUAUACAAUGACAUUUUUAAAGAACAAUUACAGAACAGCAUUAUUGAACAAGUUAUUGAUAAAGACAAAUUUGAAAAAGUACACUACCUACCGCACCAACCAGUUCUGAGAAAUGAAAAAGUUACUUCUAAAGUCAGAAUUGUCUUUGAUGCAAGCAGUUCUGUUGAUGGCCCUUCAUUGAAUGACUGUCUCUACCCUGGACCAUCUUUAACCACAUCUUUAUAUGGAAUCCUCUUGCGUCUUCGUGCCCAAAAAAUUGCCUUUGUUGCAGACAUUGAAAAAGCCUUUUUGCAGAUUACAUUAUCUCCUGAAGAUCGCGAUUACGUCCGAUUUUUGUGGUUCGAGAACAUUAACGCACUUAAUAAAGACAACAUAUUUACUCAAAAAAUUAUUCCAUAUAGAAUUUGCAGAGUUCUGUUUGGCGUUACAUCUUCUCCCUUUCUUCUUUCUGCUACACUCAUUACUCACGCUGAAAAGUAUCUCUCUGAUGAUCCUAUAUUUGUAAAUAAAUUAAUGAAUUCCUUACAUGUUGAUGAUCUGAACUCAGGAGCUGACUCAAUUGACUCAGCCAUUAAUUUUUAUCAAAAAUGUCAAGAUCGAUUAAAAGAAGCUGGCUUUACUCUUAGAAAAUUUGAAUCGAACUGCAAACAACUUGAAAACCUAGUUAAUGAACAAAAUUUUACCUCCUUUAAUCUUACUAAAGUAUUAGGCUUAUUAUGGAAUAAAAAAGAAGACAACUUAAUCUUUGAUUUUAGAAAUUUGAUACACAAUGAGGACUCGAUUCCAACAAAACGUAAAGUUCUUCAGUUUAUUGCAAGCAUUUAUGAUCCACUUGGUAUAUUGAAAUACUUGGUAUAG
Messenger RNA from Hydra vulgaris (swiftwater hydra), 2529 nucleotides. RefSeq lists its product as uncharacterized. The record is from RefSeq and is a predicted model, not a curated record. Gene Ontology annotation, molecular function: nucleic acid binding; zinc ion binding. NCBI's taxonomy places the organism in Eukaryota, Metazoa, Cnidaria, Hydrozoa, Anthoathecata, Hydridae.